Molecule: messenger RNA, 1452 nt
Organism: Schistocerca nitens (vagrant locust)
Lineage: Eukaryota; Metazoa; Arthropoda; Insecta; Orthoptera; Acrididae
Product: opioid-binding protein/cell adhesion molecule homolog
Exons: 9
Cellular component (GO): neuron projection
Source: RefSeq, a predicted model, not a curated record
GUACCGAAGUUCGCGGAGCCCAUCAGUAACGUCACAACGCCUGUCGGCAGAGAGGCCAUUCUUGUCUGCGUGGUCGAGGACUUGUCUACCUACAAGGUGGCGUGGCUGCGCGUGGACACGCAGACGAUCCUGACGAUCGCGGCGCACGUGAUCACCAAGAACCACCGCAUCGGCGUGACGCACAGCGACCGCCGCACCUGGUUCCUGCACAUCCGCGACGUGCGAGAGUCCGACCGCGGCUGGUACAUGUGCCAGAUUAACACCGACCCCAUGAAGAGCCAGCUCGGCUACCUCGAAAUAGUCGUGCCGCCAGACAUCCUGGACCAGCCGACGAGCACGGACCUGGUGGUGCGCGAGGGCGACAACGUGACGCUGCGCUGCGCCGCCACCGGCUCGCCGCAGCCCACCAUCACGUGGCGGCGCGAGGGCGGCGAGCCCAUCCCCGCGCCCGACGGCGGACAAGUGCAGAGCGUGGAAGGCGCCGUGUUCCGCAUCGCGCGCGUCUCGCGGCUGCACAUGUGCCCCUACCUGUGCAUCGCGUCCAACGGCGUGCCGCCCAGCGUCAGCAAGCGCAUCUCGCUCGUCGUCCACUUCCCGCCCGUCGUGCGGCCCAAAAGCCAGCUGGUGGGCGCCUACGACGGCCGGCACGUCACCAUCGAGUGCAGCUCCGAGGCCUACCCCAAGUCCAUCAACUACUGGACCCGGGACCAGGGUGAGAUACUCGCCCACGGGAACAAGUACGAGCCAUCGAUAGUGGAGACUUCGUAUAAGGUGCAUAUGAAGCUCACUAUCCGUUCGGUGGGCCCAGCCGACUACGGGCAGUACGUAUGCGUCUCCAAGAACUCGCUGGGUGACACCGAGGGAGUCAUCAGAGUGUACGGAAGGAAGGGUGAUUUCGAAACCAGAAGCAACGAAGUUCUGGAGCUUUCGAAUUCGCAGCACAUUUCCAAAAGGAAAGACGGCGCCAGCGGCAGUCUGCAGGGGGUGCGGGGAGGGGCAGGCGUCGCGACGCCGCUGCGGUGGCCCUGGGCCGACGCCGACGCCGCCGCCCUGGCCGGCCCUGCCACUCUGCUGCUGGCAGCCGUCGUGUCGGCUAUCCUUUCAUCUGCAGCGAGUGAGCGCACGGAAACAAACCAAAGCGCGGCACCAGCUUGGUUCGCUAUCGCCAGCACGACACGGUGGCCAGAUGUGGAACCACCACCACACGCCUUUGAGCCGCAGCAGCGACGCAGCGUCCCUCCGGCCCCCAAGACAUUCAGCGCACACCCCGAAGCGCAGGAGCUCAUUAAUUUCGUGAUGCAAAGCGAAAUAAUCUGCAGUUUUGUGGCCGCAUCUCAGCGGGAGGCGGGGGCGGAGGAAGGCAAACAGUACAGCCGGGGGCGGCUGCGCCUCGCCGCUAAAUAUUCGGGAGGCGGCAGGCAGCAGGCGGGAGGCGGUCCGCGGUCCGCGUGA